GAUACGGUACUUAUACAGCCAAGUUUCACAAAACUGAUGGCCUUUUGAAGGUGAAUAAAUUUAGUUUCCAUCUCCUACGAAAGCAGUGAGAUUGAAAAUCUUUCAGUUCUGGAGCCGAUGAAACAGACUCGAGCCGCACUGUUGCAAACUUGCAUGGUUUCUCUCCCAGUGGAGUGCCCCUCCCGAGCUGGCGAGGGCAAUAUUUAAAAGCCGUGGAUUGUACCUCCCAUUUCUGAAUCGAGCUCAAGGAAGGGGUUGUGGAUAUCAGAGUCUUCUGACGGCUGCGGUGGCGGCUGCUGCAGUCGCAGCAUUUUUAGUCGGGUGAGAAUCGCCUCCCCUUUAAAGUUUCGGCUAUUGAGACCUACCUUGGUUUACUGGCUAUCAGAGGAGGAAGCUGAUCCUGUUUAAACAUACGCUGGCUGGAAGCCUGUUUUUUGCUGCUUAAGUGAGGACUUGGCAGGGUGGCCAACAAAAUGGAUGAGCAAAAGGAGAUUACGAGGUGGAAAUCCUUUCGUGCAAUGACCAGACCCAUUUUGCAGAAUAUGAAGGGCAAGAUGUCAAGCAAAGGGAAAGCAGGAAAACAGCGGCACCUCUUGGACCAGCGGAUGAGCGUAUCAGAACCAGACAUGCUACAAGUGGGCAAGAACUUUAGUGAGAGCUGCCCACGUGCGGUCAUCCAGUCUCCCGCUGUCAAUUACUACAGCAGCCCAUCCACCCCAGUCAAGAAAAUGGGUGAAAGUAAUGAACUGUCUGCUCUCCAAGAAGCUGCAGUAGCAACAGGAGAGACUUGUCAGUCAACAAAUACCAGCACUGGGAAUGAAACUUUUGGAUCAUCCACGAUUGUAAAGGAAUCCAAUGGAAAUAACAUGGAUACCACACUGGAGAAGAACUUUGCGGAUGAUGCAAAAGAAGGAAACUUUGUUGAGGAACUUAGUGAAGGUACUGACCUGGAGUCUUCACAAAGUUCAAUGUUCUUCGAGGAACAGGUCUCAGAACAAUAUGAAGGGAAAAGUGGCGAUCUGUCAUCAUUCCGUAUUCCCUCAUACCUCCUGACGAUUCAUCUGAAGGAAGGAAGGAACCUUGUGAUCCGGGACCGCUGUGGUACAAGCGAUCCAUACGUCAAGUUUAAACUCGCUGGGAAGACUUUGUACAAGAGCAAGAUUGUUUAUAAGAACUUAAACCCUCGAUGGGAUGAAACAUUUGUAGUUCCAGUCAAGAACUUAAAUCAAAAGCUUUAUGUCAAGGUGUAUGACCGAGACUUGGCCACAGAUGAUUUCAUGGGCUCUGCGUAUCUCAGUCUGAAUGAUCUUGAAAUAAACAGUGUCGUGCAGAAGGAGUUGCAGCUUGAUGAUCCUAAUAGCUUGGAGGACUACAUGGGGGAAAUUGUCCUGGAGAUAAAGCUGAUCAAUAAGCCAAGAGAAAGCAUCAAAAAACCUAAUCAAGUCAGGAAGAAGCGGGGAACAUCCACAAAGGCUAACUUUAUCCAGAGCAUCUGCUUGUCCGAUUCCCUUCGGAAGGGCCAGCUGUGGAAUGAGAUUGUCGGCAUUACCCUCUUUGAGGGGAAGGGUCUGCAGGAGAAGGCAGCUGAAGAACUUUACGUUAGGUUCAGACUGGGGGAUGAAAAGUACACAAGCAAGGCCUUGUAUAAGUCUGCAGCCCUUCAAUGGAGAGAGAGGUUUCAUCUGCAUCUAUUCAAUGACAGAACGAGUAUUUUGGAAGUUGAAGUCUGUGGGAAGGACAGGAUGAAGCAGGAAGAAAGCUAUGGCGUAUGCAGGGUUGACCUUUUGACGUUACCCAAGGAACAGAAAAGCCACUUGGAGCUCACGUUGGAGAAUGGACAAGGAUCAGUGGUUUUACAGAUCACAUUUGCAGCUUGCAGUGGAGUCUCCAUCUCUGACCCCUGUGUCAGCCUGUUGAACGAUCCGACUGAGAGACAGCAGAUAUUUCAGAGAUAUAAUCUGCGAAACACUUUCCGGGAAAUGAGUGACAUUGGCUUUCUUCAAGUUCAGGUGAUCAAAGCCUGUAACCUACCGGCUGCCGAUUUUGCAGGAAAAAGUGAUCCAUUUUGUGUUCUGGAGCUGGGAAACGAUCGACUACAAACACAUACCAUCUACAAGAAUCUAAAUCCUGAAUGGAACAAAGUUUUCUCAUUUAAUAUUAGGGAUAUCCACGAUGUCCUGGAAGUUACGGUCUACGAUGAAGAUGGGGACAAACCACCGGAUUUCCUCGGCAAAGUCGCAAUACCUUUGCUCUCUGUCAAGAGUGGUCACAAGACUGGAUAUGUACUGAAGAACAGAAAGCUGGGACAACCAGAAAAGGGAGUUCUUUACUUGCAGAUGGACAUUAUAUUUAACCCGAUUAAAGCAAGCCUCAGAACUUUUAAACCAAAGGAAUCAAGGAAAUUAGAAGAAAACCCUAAAUUUUCAAAAAAGGUAUUAACCAGGAAUCUUAGACGAGUCCGGAAUAUCACCAGGACCUUAUGGAGCACAGUCUGUUAUGUUCAGAGCUGUUUUGAGUGGGAAUCUGCUCAGAGAAGUUUAAUAGCCUUUAUGCUGUAUUUGGUGAUUGUCUGGACGUUUGAGAUCUACAUGCUCCCACUUGCACUCUUGAUGAUUUUUGCCUGGAACUACAUUCAGAUCGCCAGAGGGAAGGUUGUCAGCCAGCAAUACAUGGAAGAUGAAGAUGUGGACGUUGAUGAUGACGAUGAGGAUGAUGAGAAGGACUCUGAAAGAAGAGGAUUAAUGGGCAAGAUUCACAAGGUUCAAGAUAUUGUCAUUAGUGUUCAGAACAUCCUGGAUGAAAUAGCAUCGUUUGGUGAAAGAAUUAAAAACACAUUCAACUGGUCGGUCCCGUUCCUGGCCAAGCUGGGCUGCAUCGUGCUUGUGGUUUGCACAGUCGUGUUGUAUUUUGUCCCACUGAGGUACCUCUUGCUGAUCUGGGGCAUACACAAAUUCACUAAGAAGCUAAGAAAUCCAUACAGCAUUGAUAAUAAUGAGCUACUUGACUUCCUCUCCAGAGUUCCAUCAGAUGUCCAAAAGGUGCAGCAUGCAGAGCUGAAACUGAGCAAUGGACUCGCUCCUGUUAGGAAGAAGAAAGGCAAUUCAUAGAUUAUGGAGCAGAUGGACUGGUGCUGCUUUGAUUGUUUGGCUGAGAGCAACGUCAAGAGUUCCCACUUCAGACUGUCCACUUUACAAUUUUGCUGUAUGUGGGUAUGAACAUCCAUUUAAUCAGCCGAAGUAUAAAAAAGUGGCUUUUGUAGAGCAUUCAAUGGAAAUAUGUGCAAUAUUUUGAAUUUAUUUGAAUAUAAACUGGAUCAAUUUAUGGUCUCUUGCAAUAUUUUGAUUUUCCUGUUUGUGCUUUCCUCAUUUCUGGAAGAGUGGGGGUAGGCAGAUGUCCUUGUAGUUUCUGAUGGAACGCCCACUUUUUGUUGUCCAUGGGAGGUUUAUUCUAUUAAAUUAAUCGAAUUCUGUGGAGAAUGAAGCACCUUCAAUCCAUCACAAUACUGGUCAGGUGGAGAGAGCAAACUCUACCUCCUGUGAUGUUUGUGUUUAUCUGCUUUCCCUAAGUUCUUUUCAGCAUCUGCCCACCUCGUCCUUUUGCAUCUAUGGGGUAAAAUUUGUCUGGAAGCAUUUUUAUCCUCUGCCCGUUUUCCUCCUCCAAAUAGAUUAUCAAGUUAUUAAUCACCAUUGUGCUGCUGCAGGACAUCUGGUUUGUCCUGCUUUCCAAAUCCUUGCCUUAAUUCCCUUCCUUGCUUUUAUCCUUUGGAGAUUAUGUGCUCAAAACUUUGCUAACCAAGAAUCUUCGAUCAAAGAUGGAGACUGAAUAGAUAGUUUCACUUUAAGUUACAAUGUUUAUUCAUUUAUUGGAAUUUUCUACAUUAAUGGUGAGAUAUUAAAUGUUGGAUUAUGCCUUGCAUGCUUGAAAAUUUGAUCACUAUCAAGCUUCGCUCAGCAUCUUUGAUGAAUAAAUAAGCACAGGUAUCGUGACAGUGCAUGGCUCUGAUGCCAUCGUGUCCCACAGCUACACAAGACUAACAGACUUUCAGAACUUGUAUGCAUGCUUCAUGGGGUUGUAUCAUUGGAAUCACUGGAUCGGAGUGAAAAUGUUUCCUAAAAAGUAUCAACAAGGAUUUGCAAGCAAGCCUCAACGGUCAACACAUUGAUGACAGCACAAAUUAAUUUCUUUGCUUGCUCAGCAUCAUAUGAAGCUCCAUCAACUUUGAGAGGGAUUGCACUACAUUGCAUUUCUCAGACCAAGAAUAUAGCCAUCAGAUUUCAUUCCUGUGUUACUUGUUAAUUUUCUUAAAGCUACUGUGUUUCAUUCUACAGGUCAACAGCUAAUUUUGUUACCUAACAAAAUUUUAAAUGCGUUGUUUCCAGCCACUGUAUCAGAUGUCAAUGUGGUCUUGAUAUGAAACUGUUUUGAUGUCCUUCUUAAAAGGAUUUCUGCCUUGUUUUUCUAAAUGGAUUGUUUGCCCAGGAUUUGUAAAUCUGAGAAAAAGGAGUUGAAGUGGCAAGCAGCUCUUCACUCAUGAUUUACAAGUUAUUUAUUUGCAAGUUAAACAUUUUUGCUCCAGAGUCCUUUAAGUGUCUGAAAAUUUGUUUUUUCCCCUGUUAUGCAAGCACUUAUAAGAGGGCUUACUCGCUCUGAUAAUAAAUGGAAAAGGAAAUGUUUCUAAAAGGAUUGGUGGGAACUAUGGAAAGGAGCAGGUGCUGCAACUCUAGUGGCUGCGUGGAACCGUACCGUACUGUGGGAAGUGAAUGAUGCAGAUGGAAGAACAGACUAGGGAGUAUGAAAAGAAGGUGUGGACUGGGGUAACUUCAUCCGUGCUUUACUUUGGAGGGGAGGUGGUGAAGGGUACAGGAAAAAAGAUGAGAUGCUGUUGAAAGCUCCAUCUACCACUGUGAGAGAGAAACCAAGGUUAAGAAAUGAUCUAAUACACUCACUGGAGUUUUGAUAUCCACAAUAUAGGGCACUAAUCAAUUAAAGCGAUAAGUAUCCUCCCAAUCAUACCUCCCGUCCCACCUCCUCCAAGGUCCACAUUACAUUCUCCCAGUUCUACUCUCUCUAUGAUAUGAUGACAAGACUUUUUGCACAGCUACAUCUGAGAUAUCUCCCAUUUUACUUAAACUUGGCCUCCCUCCCACUAUAAUGGAGGACACCUUAUCUUUUUUCCUGUCACUCUCAUCCCCUCCAAACAGAGUAAGGACAGAGUUAGCCCAGUCCUCACCUUCCCUUUGUGGCUUCCUAGUCUGUUCUUCGAUCACCAUCAUUCAAAAUUGGCUCCAACUUUAAUGUUCCAUCGCUUUCCCUUGCUGAUCUAUGAUCUUGUAUCCUUCUGUAUUGUCCAAACAUAAGCUUGAGGAACAUCUUCCAGCCAGACACAUUUUGGCCUUCAGGAACAGAUAAUCAAUUUAAUAAUUUCUGGUAAAUUUCUUUCGCUGUUUGUACUUAAGUGACCAUCUCUGCCCUAGGGUGGCUCGUCUGCAAUAUUCUCUCUCCACAAACACUAACUGAUCUGCUGGGCAUUUCCAGCAUUUCCUUUUUGCUUUCUGGUUCCAGCAACAUCUGUAACCUAUAUUUUAAAUCUUCAACAUCCCCCUCCCCCCCAUUUGCAUCUUUUCUCUGCAACUGUCCUUGUGAAUUUACCAACCAGCUUGUCCUGUAGACAUUGGAACCACCAUGGCCUCCUGUUAGCAGAGAAAUUCUAACAAUUCCUUCCUCCACAUUUUCUGCAAUUGAAUAACUCACUUCCCACAAUUCCAAAAACAGCCUUCAGCCUGAAACAUUAAUUUAGUGUUUCCUUCCACAGAUGCUGCCUGACUGUCUGAAAGUUCACAGCAUUUUGUUUGCAUUUCAGGUUUUCAACAUCUGCAUUUUUGUUUGCUUUUCGAUUAUUGAUUCUAACAUCGACUUGCAGGAAACUGAAUCGGAAGGGAAUGGGAGGGGAGGUUGAAUAGUGGAGCAAUCAAUUAAAAUGAGGGCAAUCACUUGUAACCUGCCACAUCCCAAUAUAAACAGUCUGGUAUAAGCAACUGAACACGGUACAAAAAGCAAAGCAGGUAAGCUUCUGGUUUCUACAGAUCAUGUACCGUGCAAUGGCAUAGGAUUUGAGGUAACUUAAGCCAUUCCUAUUGUGUCGGGCAUUGGUGGUGUUGCGCUUCGCUUUCAGCAGCUGCAAGUGCUGCUGGGAAAUUCCCCAUUCCUGUUCCAAAUUACAAAACAUGGAAAAAAAGUGGCUUUGAUAUAAGAGUUGUUGUGAUGUGUCCACAAAUUCAGCAUUGCACAUUGCACUGCACAUGACCACUAGGGCAUCUCCAGUGCUGCAAAAUCAAUUUCUACAGUUGGAAGACUUAGUCUCAGGAAAGGACAACCAUUUUGUACUGGAAUACCAGGAAUUCUCUUUAUUAAGAGAGUUGGUAAUCUUAGGAAUUCACUCCCUCCCCAUCACUUCAGAAAGCUGUGGAUGCUGAAAAGUUGAGAUCUUUGGAUUGCUGAGGGGAUCGAGAGGUACGGUGACAAAUGGGAAGAUGGGCAAGGUUAAGGUAAGCCAUUUUCUCAUUGAAAGAUAGAUUAGGCUUGAGGGGUAGAAGGAUCUGCUUCUGUUUCUUAUUAUAGAAACUGCUGGUAAGGGAGAAGUAAUCCUUUACCUUUCUUAGCAGAUUCUACCUGUGAAGGUGAGACCAGAUUAAUAGAAGUUCCAAGUCCACAAUUUGUGUCAUAUUUGAGGGGAUAGCUUUAAAUGUCCCAUUGGUGAGCCUGUGCUGAACUAUUUUGUACUAAUGUCUUAACAUCAGAAAUAUAUGGCAACAAAAGAAUCAUUAGCUGUUUUGGUUUAUCGUGAAGCGUACACUUUUAAACAAAAACACACAAUCUAUAAACUAUAGAAGAAGAAGAAAGCCCUUAACUCCGAGUGGAGUCAUCGGGAUGCCAUCAUGAUGGCAUUUUUUUUUUAAGCAGGCUUUCUUAUUUUUACGCGGCCGAGUUGCUAGCUCGAUGCUCAACCCAGCACGGAUGGAAAGCGUGCAAGGGGGCCAGCUGGAUUCGAACUCAGGAGCCUUCGCUCCGAAGCCCAGCGCUGAUGCCACUACACCAGCAGCCGGCUAAUUGAUAAACUAUAGACACAAGAAAUUCUGCAGAUGCUGGAAAUCCAAAGCAGCACACACAAAGUGCUGGAGAAAUUCAUCAAGUCAGGCAGCAUCCAUGGAAAUUACAAACUAUGAUAAAAGCAGAAUGCUGGUGAUGCUAUAGAUAAACAUUUCUUCAGAAAGAUACUUAAUGAUAGGCUUUCUGUGAGUACCGUUUGAUGUCAUUCAUAUAACUUGAACUGCUUUGCACACAACGAGCUGUUUUAAAUCUCUGAUUGCUUUUUUUUGCGAAAAGCAUGGUAGCCAUUGUCAUACAUGCAAACCCAUCAGAAGCAACGUCACUGCUAAUUCAUUUCCUGGUAUUCUGUUAGUGGAAGUGGAAAUAAAUUACUUACACAAUGCAGAAAAGAAACACUUAGCAUUGUACAUUUCUUUUCUUUAAAUUAUUUAUUAGGGGAAAUUUGAAUCAUGUACGGCUGUGGAAUUGCUAACUGUAAAACCUGUAGCAACCUAUUGUAAAAAUUAUAGUGUGGAUAAUUUGCUCUCAUCCUUUUUACAAUCUUUUUCAAUAAUUCAGUAUUCACAUGGGUAACCAAAUGUUUGAAAUGCAUGUUGUAAUGAACGAUUGUGAAAUUUAUAAUGAAUGAAAAAUUUGUACAAACAAUAAAAGGGAAUUUUAUUUUUAAUAUUAUUGCAGAUGAUCUAAUUAAACUUUUAUCAUCAUCGUCCUUCACUCAGCUUCCUGCUUCCCCUUGUCUGGGUCAUUUCAGCACAGUCAACGUUCCCUUUCUGAACAUGUCAUGGAUUCCUUGGCAAUCUCCAACAUUGAGUCCAUUGAGAAAGCAUCCCUCCAUUCUUAACCCUUUCUUUUCCUGUGAGGGGAAUGAGGAAAGGAGAUUAAUUUUUACUAUCUAUUCUCCUGAUAAUUUGCAAACAUUUUGGA
Molecule: messenger RNA, 8031 nt
Organism: Mobula hypostoma (lesser devil ray)
Lineage: Eukaryota; Metazoa; Chordata; Chondrichthyes; Myliobatiformes; Myliobatidae
Gene: mctp2b
Product: multiple C2 domains, transmembrane 2b
Exons: 24
Coding region: 474-3107 (877 amino acids)
Biological process (GO): regulation of neurotransmitter secretion
Cellular component (GO): synaptic vesicle membrane
Molecular function (GO): calcium ion binding
Source: RefSeq, a predicted model, not a curated record